AUGCUCUACACAAUGACAUGUUGGCUCCUGGUCCUGGUCCUCCAGCUGGUCCUCCUGAGCCCACCGCAGGCGGCAGCCUGCCCUGCCCGCUGCGAGUGCGCCCCGCAGAUUAAGUCAGUGGUCUGUCACCGCAAGCGGCUCACCUCCAUCCCCGAGGGCAUCCCCACUGAGACCAAGAUCCUGGAGCUCAACAAGAACCGCAUCCGCUGCUUGAACCCGGGCGACCUCUCCCCUUACCCGCUGCUGGAGGAGCUGGAUUUCAGCGAGAACAUCAUCUCCAAUGUGGAACCGGGCGCCUUCAGCAACCUGUUCAACCUGCAGACCUUGCGGCUGCGGGGGAACCAGCUCAAGCUCAUCCCCCCGGGGGUCUUCACCAAGCUGACCAACCUCACCCUCCUGGACAUCAGUGAGAACAAACUUGUCAUCCUGCUGGACUACAUGUUCCAGGACCUGCGAAACCUGAAGAGCCUGGAGGUGGGCGAUAACGACCUGGUGUACAUCUCCCAGCGGGCCUUCUCGGGGCUGCUUGGCCUGGAGCAGCUGACCAUCGAGAAGUGCAACCUGACCUCCAUCUCAGCUGAGUCGCUCUCCUACCUCCAGAACCUGGAGGUGCUGCGUCUCCGGCACCUCAGCAUCUCUGCACUGGAGGACCAAAACUUCAAGAAGCUCUACAACCUCCUGCAGCUGGAGAUUGACAACUGGCCGCUGCUGGAAGACGUCUCCCCCACCAGCUUCCAGGGCCUGAACCUCACGUCGCUCUCCAUCACCUACACCAACAUCACAGCCGUGCCCGCCGCUGCCUUGAGAAACCUGGUGUACCUCCGGUACCUGAAUCUGUCCUACAACCCCAUUAGCACUGUGCUGAAGGGCUCCUUUAAAGACCUCAUCCGGCUCCAGGAGCUCCACAUCGUGGGCGCUCUCUUGAUGUCCGUGGAGCCGCAGGCUUUCUCUGGUCUGAGACAAAUCCGGCUGCUCAAUCUCUCCAGCAACUUUCUCUCCACACUGGAGGAGAGCACCUUCCACUCCGUCAACACACUGGAGACGCUGCGGGUGGACAGGAACCCCCUGGCCUGCGACUGCCGCCUCCUCUGGAUCCUGCAGCGAAGGAAGACACUCAACUUCGAUGGGCAGCAGCCCAUGUGUUCCUCGCCACCUGAAAUCCAGGGCAAUGCCCUGCGUGACUUCCCGGACUCCGUGCUCUUUGAGUACUUCACCUGCCAGAAGCCCAAGAUAAGGGAUCGGAAGCUGCAGCACGUGACAGCCCGGGAAGGGCAGUCCGUGUCCUUCCUUUGCCGGGCAGAUGGGGAGCCAGACCCCUCCAUCGCUUGGGUGUCCCCUCAGCACCGCAUGAUCACCACCCGCAGCACAGGGCGGGCGACUGUGCUGCCUGGGGGCACCCUGGAGAUCCGCUUUGCCCAGGUGCAGGACAGUGGCACCUACAUCUGCAUUGCCAGCAACGCAGGUGGCAACGACACCUACUUCGCUACCUUGACAGUCAAGGGACGCCCAGCCGAUGGCUCCCACUAUGCGAACCGGACUUUGUACCUCGGCGAGUUCAACGACACUUCCCACAACGACACGCAAGUCUUCUUGAAGUUUACGCUGGACCUCAAGACCAUCCUGGUCUCCACAGCCAUGGGCUGCAUCACCUUCUUGGGCGUCGUGCUCUUCUGCUUCCUCCUCCUCUUUGUCUGGAGCCGAGGCCGGGGGCAGCACAAGAACAACUUCUCGGUGGAGUACUCCUUCCGCAAGGUGGAUGGUCCCACCACCACCACUGGUCAAGGAGGAGCCAGGAAGUUCAACAUGAAGAUGAUCUGA
Messenger RNA from Eurypyga helias (sunbittern), 1818 nucleotides. RefSeq names its product leucine rich repeat and Ig domain containing 3 (gene LINGO3). Gene Ontology annotation, molecular function: protein binding. The record is from RefSeq and is a predicted model, not a curated record. The transcript has a single exon. Bases 1 to 1818 code for a protein of 605 amino acids. Lineage: Eukaryota; Metazoa; Chordata; Aves; Eurypygiformes; Eurypygidae.